UGUUGCUGGCACAGGCUCAGGCGUGUCUGGCGGACAGCUCAAGUGGGACUUGGGGCCGGCUGAGCCUUGCAAGGAGCCCCAGCUCGGGUUCUCGCCAAGAUGGCGAUAGAGGGGAGGGAGAGGCAAAGGCAGCGGCCCCGGCCCCGGCCCCGACUCCGGCCCCCGAGGCCGCGCCCCCGGAGCUGCGGCUCCCUGGGCCAGUGACACCGUGCGCCCGUACCCCGGCAGGCAGCGGCCGCGGCGCCCGGGGCUCCCUCCCAUGGCGCAGGGAGACGCCAGGCGCAGCCUUUGGGUGCUCUCGCUGACCUUCUGCGCACUGUCCGUCCACGGAGAGCAGCUGUUGUCACAGGAGACGUCCUUGGAGUUGGGCUGUGGCGUGGGACCACUGUAUGUGACCCUGGGGCCUGAGCAGGCAGUAGUGCUGAAUUGUAACCCUGCACCUGCCCCUUCUGGGCCUCCAGCCCGAGUGACCUGGCACAAGGAUGGGAGCCCAGUACAAGAGAAAAAACAUCUGCAUCUGCUGCCUAAUGGUUCCCUGUGGGUGUCCCAGGCAGCCCCCCAGGAGAGUGGCGAUGGAGGAGCCCCUGAAGUUCUAGGAGACAAUGAGGGCAAUUAUUCGUGCUUGGCCCACAGUCCCCUUGGAGUGGUGGCUAGCCAAGUGGCUGUGAUUAGGUUCUCCACACUGUCACAGUUUUCUCUCCAUCCGGAACCUCAGACUGUGGAAGUGAAUGGGACAGCCCGAUUUGAGUGCCGAAUUGAAGGGCUGCCAGCCCCGGUCAUCACCUGGGAGAAGGACCACAAGACAUUGCCAUCUGAGCCCAGACUCAUCACUCUUCCCAAUGGUGUCCUGCAGAUUGUAGAUGUGCAGGAGAGUGAUGCAGGAGCUUACCACUGUGUAGCCACCAAUGCUGCCUACCAGCGCUAUAGCCACGAUGCUGCCCUCAUUGUCCAUAAAGGUUCCCUGUUUUCCCCUAGUGUUGGGGAUGUAACAAUUGUAGCUGCACCAGAGAACACCACUGUAGUUGCUGGUCAGAGCGUGGUGAUGGAGUGCAUGGCUUCAGCUGACCCUACUCCCUUCGUGUCCUGGAUCCGACAGGAUGGAAAGCCAAUUUCUACAGAUGUCAUCGUCCUUGGACGCACCAAUCUUUUGAUUACACACACACAGCCCCACCACUCUGGUAUCUAUGUCUGUCGAGCCAACAAACCCCGUACCCGACAUUUUGUUACAGCUGCUGCUGAACUCCGGGUGCUGGCAUCUCCCAUCAUCUCCCAGGCCCCAGAGACAAUCUCCCGUACGAGGGCAAGCACAGCACGUUUUGUGUGCCAGGCAGAGGGUGAACCAGCACCAACUCUACAUUGGCUACGGAAUGGGGAACCACUGUUGUCCAAUGGAAGGGUCAAGAUCCAAGCUGGAGGAAGCAGCUUGGUCAUCACACAGAUUGGCCUGGAGGAUGCUGGCUACUACCAGUGUGUGGCCAAGAACAGACUGGGUACAGCAUGUGCCACGGCUCGCUUGACUGUCAUUGUCCGAGAAGGGCUUCCCAGUGCCCCCACCAAAGUGGCUGCUACCCCACUGACCAGCACCUCAGUUCUAGUAUCCUGGGAGCGACCAGAGCUGCACAGUGAACAGAUCAUUGGCUUUUCUCUUCACUAUCAGAAAGCACUGGGCACAGACAAUGUGGAGUACCAGUUUGCUGUCAACAAUGACACAACAGAGAUGCAGGUCCGAGACUUGGACCCGGACACUGACUAUGAGUUCUACGUGGUGGCCUAUUCCCAGCUGGGAGCUAGCCGCACCUCAGCUCCCGCCCUUGUUCAUACCCUGGAUGAUGUCCCCAGUGCUGCACCCCAGCUUUCUUUGUCAAGCACUACUCCUGGGGACAUUCGAGUGAGCUGGCUACCUUUGCCACCCUCCCUGAGCAAUGGGAAAGUUGUGAAAUAUAAGAUUGACUACUGCACACUAAGAGAAGAUCAAGUUAUUUCCACUGAGGUCUCUGGGAAUGAGACACAGCUCAUGUUAUACUCAUUACAACCCAACAAGGUGUACAGGGUGCGCAUUGCCGCAGGCACUAGUGCAGGAUAUGGAGCCCCCUCCCAAUGGACACAGCACCGAACGCCCAAUACAGAGAACCAGACUCACAUCCCCUUUGCUCCCACAGAUUUGAAGGUCAAGGCAAGGAUGGAAUCCUUAGUAGUGACAUGGCAGCCACCUCCUCACCCUAUCCAGAUCUCAGGCUACAAACUGUACUGGAGGGAGGUGGGAGCUGAGGAGACAAGUGAAGAGAGGUCUUCUGGUGGUGGGAGUCGUGCAGACCAGGUCUGGGACGUGGGGCCUGUCAGACUCAAGAAAAAAGUGAAGCAAUAUGAAUUAACUCAGCUAGCACCUGGACGAUUAUAUGAGGUGAAGCUUGUUGCAUUCAACAAACAUGAAGAUGGCUACGCAGCUGUGUGGAAGGGCAAGACAGAAAGGGCACCUGCAGCAGACCCACCAGUCCAGAAGAGCCCCCCUUUACCCCCAGCCCAUGUACAUGCAGAAUCUAACAGCUCCACAUCCAUCUGGCUGCGUUGGAAGAAGCCAGACUUCACCACAGUCAAAAUUGUCAACUACACAGUUCGCUUCAGUCCUUGGGGGCUCAGAAAUGCCUCCCUGGUCACUUACUAUACCAGUUCCGGCGAAGACAUCCUCAUUGGUGGACUGAAGCCAUUCACCAAAUAUGAGUUUGCAGUGCAGUCCCACGGGGUGGGCGUAGAUGGCCCGUUUGGGUCUGUGGUGGAACGGUCUACUCUGCCUGACAGACCUUCAACUCCUCCUUCUGAUCUUCGCCUAAGCCCUCUCACCCCAUCUACAGUUCGACUCCGCUGGUGUCCACCAGUGGAGCCCAAUGGGGUGAUUGUGGAGUACCUGAUCCUUUACAGCUCCAAUCACUCGAAGCCUGACCACCUGUGGACUCUGCUCACCACAGAUGGAAACAUCUUUAGUGCUGAAGUUCAUGGGUUGGAAAGUGACACUAGAUAUUUCUUCAAGAUGGGAGCACGCACAGAGGUGGGACCAGGGCCAUUCUCUGGUCUACAAGAUGUUCUCACUCUGCAGGAGAAACUUUCAGAUGUCCUGGAUGUUCAUUCGGUCACUGGUAUCAUAGUGGGUGUCUGCCUGGGCCUCCUCUGCCUCCUUGCCUGCAUGUGUGCCGGCCUCCGCAACAACUCCCACAGGGAGUCGCUCCCCGGGUUGGCCUCUCCCACCGCUGAGAACCCUCGGCUUUACUCCCGCGCCCAGCUGGGCCCGCCCGGCCCCCCUGCUGCCCACGAGCUUGAGUCCCUGGUGUGCCCUCACCCUCGGCUCCAGGACGGGUCCUUCUCGCCUUUCCCGGACCUCGACGAGGGAGCUGAGGUGCACAGCCUCAUGGGCGGCGGCGCUGAAGGUCGCGGCCACACCAAGAGAAAGGUCACAUGGGCUCACUCUGGAGGGCUGAGCUGGUCAGGAACCUGGGCGGGAUGCGGGGCCCCUCAGACGUGUCCUAACCCUGCUCUGACCCAAGCCCUGCUUCCCCCGGCUGGAGCAGGGCAGACUCUGAUCCUGCAGGCCCUGAUGUACGACGCCAUGAUGAAUGAUGGAAGAAAGAAACCACUUUCAUCCUGCAGAAACCAAGUGGAGGCUGAUGUCAUCGUCCACUCUGACUUCUCCGCAUCUGAAGGGCACCAUGAUCCUGAGCUCAGUGGCCCGGAGCCUCGGGACCCCACCCCCCCUGGUUCUCCAGCCUCCCCCUCCCAUGUCAGUGAGCAGGGGCCGGAAACACACUGGUCAAGCAGAGACCUGGGAGGAGGUGAGCUAGAAGCCACUGGGCCGGACAGGCAGACUCACCAGCCAGAGGCGGCUAGUGUCCAAGAUCUUUGUAAUGGCUUUCCCCAGCAUGGAGAUGCCCUGGAGAAAACUGCUCCUGAGUACCCUCACACCUGUAGGAGUGAGCAGCUGAAAAAGGGAUCCCCAACCCUUUCUGGACACCCCGAUGGCCUUCAGGGCAGCUCUUCCGGCCUCCACUCAUCCACCGCCCCCCAGAGCCAAUGGCCCUGAUUGGCGAAGCUUGGCGCCCAUUUGACCUGGACCAUGUGAAACAACAUUUGCAUUUGUGCAUCUGUAUGUGUACCUCCUCACUAAGCCAUGUGGAGACCUCCCUGGGCCUCGGGAGGAGCCAGUAGGUGCCCUGGAAGAGCCAGAUCUCCCUUGCCAGGAGUCUGCUCGUCCCAAAGUGCCUCCCUUCUCUCCGGGGUCAGCCUUCCCGCCCCUCGCGAACUAGGCUCCUGCAGCCCCCGCGGGGGUGCACACCUUGCGUUAGUGGUUGGGAGGAAGGGCGGGUGUUUGCUGGAGAAUCGUGGGCAUUUCCGUGGCUGUGCUCGGAGCUUAUGAGAAUGAGAGUUGUGGGUUAGUAGACGAUUUCUUUCUAGGACAGCCUCCGGGAACACCUCCCGUCGCUGCAGCCCGCCAACCUUUCCAUGACUCCACGUUUUUUAUUACACACUCUGAGAGUGUCUCUAACAUCCUGUCUUAGCAAGACAGUGACGCCCCUCGGCUGCCUCCCUCCCGGGCUGGGGCAGCAGCCCCAAGCAGGUCCGGCGCCUAACAUUCUGGGUGCGUCCCCUUUCUGCCACCUGCUUCAUGCUGUGUGUGCAAGGGACUCCGAGUCCUCUCUAAAACUGUUUGAUUUUAUUUUGAGCAAAGCCUGGUUUUAUAGCCACUUGCUAGUCUCCCUUGCCAUAUCCUGUCUCUCUCCCUUCCCUAGAACUCUUUCCCUCCUCUCUCCUUCCCCUUUCCCUUUUUCUGUCCCAUGCACCUAUUUAUCCUCAUCAUUUUGUCUAUGUCCCUCUGUCCUAUCUGUUUCCUAUUUCUCCUCCUCUUAUCUCUUUCCCUAUCGCCUUUCCCUCAUCCCAGCUCUCAGUCUCCCUCAGACUUCUCUUGUCCUCUUUCUUUCUCUCUUCUCUGCCUCUGUCCUCAUUUCUCCACCCUCUUGCUUGUCUCUUUUGUUCCCUGUAAAAGCCUUCCAUCUCGCCUUUGUUGUUGCUUUCUCUUUCUUGCCCUGUUUUUCUCUAUCCCUGAACUGUCUCUCUGAAUUUCUUUUUCCUAUUUUCCCACCCUCCCACAUUUUCUCUUUUCACGCUCUUUUCCCCAUCUUCCCAUUCUAUGAUUCUCUUCUCCCUUUUUCCUCUCUCUCUUUGCCUUUUGCUUUUCACCUCCCUUUUCCCCUCCCCUUUCUCUCUAUCAUCUCUCACUUCCUUCUUCCCUUCUUUUCUCUCUCUCUCACCUCUUCCUUCACUUCCCUUUUUUCUCUCUCUCAUCUCUAAGUUCUCUUCUUCCCCCUCCCCUCUCUCUCUAUCAUCUCUCACUUCCUUCUUCCUUUCUCUUUUCUCUCAUCUCUCACCUCCACCUCCUUUUCCCCUCUUUCAUCUCUCUCUCAAUCCUCUUCUAGUCUACUCUUUUCAUCUUUUCCCUGUCCUCAUCACCACCUCCCCUUUUCACUUCUCUUGUGGUUGGUUUUACAUUUCUCUCCUCACAACAGGACUACCUCACAUCUGUUUCAGAGGCUGAAGUGAUUCCCCUGCCCUAUCCAUCUGUAACUGGUUCUUGUACCACCUUUCUCUAAAAAUGCAACUAUGCCCACUGCAAUGACUUUAAAAAAGCACAGGCCACCUGCCUACCGGGUGUCUGUGUGGGAGGCUCACACCUCUCUGUGAAGCAUCAAUAUCCCUCUUCCAUUCUGGCCUUGGACCCAGUUAAUCUAAAAGAUUUCGGGGGGGGUGUUUUAAAUUUGGAGAAGUAGUGUCAUAAUCUCAAGUGAAUGUUCACGUGGCCACAUUCACCUGGAUAAUUAAUUUUAUCUCUGAUUUAACUUGCCAGUAGAGCAAAUUAUGAGAAAAUAUUGGAAGAGAGAAAAAGUUCCUUUCCAAAGCAAUAACUGAAGAGGGUGCAUGUUCCAGCACCCAAGAUCAAGGAAGUCCAGAGUGCUACCACAGGUUUGGGACUAACCCUGACCAAUUCCCUUACAGAAAGGACUCCACUUUUGAAACUUUACUUGGUCCUAAUUCCAGGCACCAGAUAGAUCAGUUUAAGUAGCGGUACUCUCAUAGAGUGCUGAACUUCCUCAACCUUCUUUUUAAAGCUCUGCCUUCACAUUCAGGAGCCCUGAAUGGACAUGUACCUAUCCCUAUCUCCCCCAGAUCUGAGAAAGACUGGUAUGGGGGAGGAAAGAAGGGGAAAGGCCAGUACAAGAGCAUCCCAUGUCUCGUUCCUUUGGUUUAAACUCAUUUCUGAAAUCAUUAUAGGACCUUCGAAGGAGUAUCUGAGGUCCUUUCCAUCUCUGAAUCCUGCACGCCUAGCACAGUGUUUGGCAAACACUAGGUUCUCAAUAAAUGCUCACUGAUCGUUCCUUCUCAUGUAUGCCAGCUCUCAUUCCCUAGGUGGGGACAAAUACUUUCUUUUCUCUUUGGCCCUUUUUCCAGGGAAUUGUGUUUGCAGUUGGAUUGAGGAGAAGGUUAUUCCACUUUGUUACUUCAUACAGAACAGAGAGUCAUGGGUUAACUCUGGCUUCUGCAUCACAUUAAGAAAAAAUCUUUUUUUCUUUUUUCCCCCCUUAAAUCAUGAAAUAUAUCCCAGAGUUCCUGUAGCUUCAUCAGACUAUUGGUGUGGAAACAGAAAGCAUCUGUGUGUUUAUUAUGUGUUUGUUUCACUCAAGAUUGAUACCCUUAACCUGUAGACCUGCUCCCCUUCCAAUCCUCCCCAUCACCACCAGCAAACCACUAAAGAUCACGGAGGUUGGCACUGGAGGCUGCUGAACCCAGACCCUUCAUUUCUCCCACCGUUCUGUAGCCUUUGGGGUUAUGGUUUGACUGCACAGCUGUGCAUAUUGGCUUGUUGCUCAGAAGGUCAGAAUCCUUGCUUUAUUUUGUUUUUAUGUUUUUGCCCUGAUGUUUAUGGCGGCAGCUCAGGCCUGGCUGUACGCUUCUAGUAUGGCACUCUGUGUCCUCAUUUUUCAUGUCCUUGUUUAACAGGCAGUGAAAUUCUGGUUUAAAUUAAGUAGCUGCAAAUGAGACAAUUUAUAACCCAUUAGGUUGGGAUGGAAAAUUGUUUCUCAAAAGCAAAUAAGUAAUAAAUCUGGUCUCUGCCUAUAACUCAUACUUGAUAAGAAAGUGGGCCCGAUCCUCUCCAGCAUCCCAGAUGCUAUUUUGCUCUGCAAGUAAUCUUGGAGGUGCUGGCUUUGUCUCUUAAAAGUAGUAACUGGGAAAGAGAUUGUUGUUACAUUACAGGGUAGAGUCUCCACUCUUUUAUCACUUUUCACUGAUGCUGCUUUUUAAAAAAUUGAUUUUGCUUUAAGAUUUCCUUCCUAUGAUGCAUGACAAGUGUAAUCAGCACCUGCCCUACUAUUUAUCUGUAUUACUCAUGCUGUAUUAUUUAAUUAUUCCUUUUGUUCCUUAGCAGCUUCUCGCCUCUCCUCACAGAUAUUCUUUAGCGUUAAGAUGCCAAGAUGGCAGUGACCAUGUAUCCCUUCAUAUGAAUUAAUAAACUAUUUUCCAAAAAAUGUUGUGUUCACCUCAGGAGCCCAGUUCAGUUCUAUUCAACUGUUCUAAGCAUUGGGAGCAUAAAGAUGGAGAAAGCAAACAUUCCUGUCUUGAAGGAGUUCACACUCUGGGGGAGGGAGUACA
This is a messenger RNA of Antechinus flavipes (yellow-footed antechinus), 7689 nucleotides long. RefSeq names its product immunoglobulin superfamily DCC subclass member 4 (gene IGDCC4). Gene Ontology annotation, biological process: cell-cell adhesion; axon guidance. Lineage: Eukaryota; Metazoa; Chordata; Mammalia; Dasyuromorphia; Dasyuridae. Gene Ontology annotation, cellular component: plasma membrane; axon. The transcript is spliced from 20 exons. Bases 260 to 4069 code for a protein of 1269 amino acids. Gene Ontology annotation, molecular function: protein binding. The record is from RefSeq and is a predicted model, not a curated record.